This is a messenger RNA of Phascolarctos cinereus (koala), 1502 nucleotides long. It is a transcript of the gene PRR15L, whose product is annotated as proline rich 15 like. NCBI's taxonomy places the organism in Eukaryota, Metazoa, Chordata, Mammalia, Diprotodontia, Phascolarctidae. The record is from RefSeq and is a predicted model, not a curated record.
UCAGUGGUUUGCACCCAGCCUCGACUCCUGUUUACUUAGCCGGGAGGAGCUGAGUUUCAGUUCACCUUGGCUCAGAAGAAGCAGCUGGAGCAGGUACCUGGCUUUCGCACCUGUUUCUCCUGCACCUGACAUGCAGCUGCUGCUCCUGUGGUCACUCCUGCUCCAGCCCACCUCUCCACUCAGCUCUCCUGCAUUCUGGGUUCCAAUCCUUGCCUGACAGCCUCAGACACACUGCUGCCUCCCCGUUCUCACUCUCCUGCCCUCAUCCCCUCCCUGGGAAAGGUCUCCACCAGAGAACUCUGGAUUAACAGGAGGUCUCCUCUGAACAUUCUGCACCAGGGAAUCAUGGCAGAUGUUGUCUGGUGGAAGCUGACCUUUUUGCGCAAAAAGAAGUCAACUCCCAAGGUGCUGUAUGAGAGCCCGGACACUUAUGCCCACCUAGACGGAGGUACUGAGCCCACUCGGCCCGAGGGAGUGAGUCCCAACAGCAACUUUAAUGCCCGGCUAGAGAAAAUUGUGGACAAGAACACCAAAGGCAAACAUGUCAACGUCUCCAAUUCUGGCCGAUUUAAGGAGAAGAAAAAGGUUCGAGCCACGCUAGUGGAAAAUCCCAAACUUUUUGAUGAUGGAGAUGGGAAAGGACAGUGAAGGGUGAGAAGGGGGAUGCUAAGUACCUCCUCCUUUCCUACCAUCAGCUGGAUUCUGAAAAGGAAAACUGAUACUCCAACCUCUCUGUACUGUCCUCCACACCUGUGGGCAAGGAAAUGUCUCUAUUAUUUAUAGAUGCAUGACUCUCUACUUGGGAAGGCUGGCCUUGGAGGUCUGGGCUUGUCUCCACUCCCACAUGGAGGGUCCUCCUUAGUUCAAGGGUCGUAUCUCUGGAAAGAGAAAGAAUAAUAACCCAGGAAGGGUCAAUCCUCAUUAAAACCCUAGGCAGUGCCUACUGGGAGGGAGGGAGGGAUGAAUGGAUGGAUGGGUGAAGGUGGGGUGCUAUUCCUGUUCCCCAGGAACAAGGAUCAGGAUCAGGUUUGAAUUGCUGCUCUUUCCUCCACGUUCACCCUAGCCUUUUCCCUGUGGGAACUUUUUCUAGAAGCUGCAUGGAACAAGGAUGGCAUAGUCUUUUCCCCAAGAGUCAGGGGAGUAGGGAGACUCAAUCCCUUAUCUCACCUCCUUUUGCACUUCCUGGAACUUUGCUUAAAACAUGUGGCCAGAGGAGGUUCCCUCCAACUUCCUGUAAGACUCCAAAGGGAUAGACUGGCUGACAUCGGAUAUCAGUUUCUGCUAGGGACACUCCCUUCUAGGUGUGUCAAGAUAGACAGUGACAGUGGGGGAGCUACAUGGCUCUAAGGAUUCCUGCUCAGGGGAACCAAGAUGGCCCACCUAUCUACUCUCCCUGUCAGAACAUGUAGUUAAGAGAAAUGCCCCGGAUGACAUCCUGGGUCUUGAAUUUUUAAGUUUGGUCAUAAAUUUCUUUUUGGUAAUAAACAUGAGUUGAAACUGGA